AUGGCUGGAUACCUCCCAUUUGAUGAAAUGGAUCUCACCACAUUGUAUAAUAAGAUCGAUAAAGCUGAAUUUUCAUGCCCAUCAUUUUUCCCAGUAGGGGCAAAAUCGUUAAUUCAUCGAAUUUUAGAUCCAAAUCCUGACACUCGUAUUGGUAUUGAAGAAAUAAGGAAUGAUGAAUGGUUCAAAAAGAAUUAUGUCCCUGCUAGAGUUGUUGAGUAUGAAGAUGUUAAUCUGGAUGAUGUAAAUGCUGUUUUUGAUGAAUCAGAGGAAGAGGGAGGUGGUGAUGAGCAACACACAGAUGAAGAUGCAUGUCCUCUGUCUCUUAAUGCAUUCGAUAUGAUAAUCCUGUCUCAGGGAUUAAACCUGUCUUCCAUGUUUGACCGUGGUCAGGACCCUGUGACGCACAUAACUCGGUUUGUUUCUCAAAAACCCGCAAAGAUUGUGUUAUCAAGUAUGGAAGUUGUUGCUCAGUCGAUGAGCUUCAAGACACACAUUCGAAAUUACAAGAUGAGAGUAGAAGGGCUUUCUGCUAAUAAGAAGUCCCAUUUUUCCGUGAUCUUGGAAGUUUUUCAAGUGACCUCCAAUUUUGUGAUGGUUGACAUUCAGAAAGCAGCAGGAGAUGGUGCUGAAUACCUUAAGUUUUACAAGAAUUUCUAUCACCAAAACAAAGAGCAAACGCCGUUAGAUCCGUUGGAGAGGCCAGGCCAACACUGUUGUAGUUAAACCCAUCUCUUUCUACCUCCAAAAGAAUGUAAAAGAUCAAUUUGUGGUUGAUAUACAUUUGUUGUAGACUUUGGUAUUUUUUUUUUCUUUUUACUUAGAGCGUGGUAAUGAAUGAGAUAGAAUACAAUACAAUACAUGGUAUGGUAUUGUAUUCUUUUGUUUGAGAAAUAAAUAAUAAUACCAAGUGAAGUAGCU
This is a messenger RNA of Lactuca virosa, 918 nucleotides long. Lineage: Eukaryota; Viridiplantae; Streptophyta; Magnoliopsida; Asterales; Asteraceae. The record is from the annotation of a GenBank genome assembly.